UAAACUGAACAUUUGUUCUGCCUUUGCAACUUCAAUGCCCUCAACCCAAAAUCAAGGAUCUCUUUGUUUUCUCUCACACCCUCUUUUCUUCUCUUUCUUUUUGCAAAAAACAACAACUUGCUUCCCUUUCAUUUUUCAUAGACACCAUUAUUCGGCAGAUAUUCAAAUGGCCAAUUCGGCGUCAGGGAUAGCAGUGAGCGAUGACUGCAAGCUGAAAUUCUUGGAAUUGAAAGCAAAAAGGAACCACAGAUACCUAGUGUUCAAGAUAGAGGAAUCUGUGCAGCAAGUUGUGGUUGAAAAAGUAGGAGGACAGGCUGAGACACAUGAAGAUUUUGCUAACAGUUUGCCUCCCAAUGAGUGCCGUUAUGCUGUUUUUGACUACGACUGGACUACUAACGAAAAUGUCCAGAAAAGCAGGAUCUUUUUUGUUGCUUGGUCACCAGAGACAGCAAGGGUAAGAAGUAAGAUGCUGUAUGCAAGUUCAAAAGACAGAUUCAGGAGAGAAUUAGAUGGUGUUCAAGUUGAGUUGCAAGCUACUGAUCCAAGUGAGAUGAGUUUGGACACAUUCAUUGGAAGAGUAACCCAUUGAUUUAAUUUCCUAUACUUUCUUUCCCACUAAUUCAUUACUAUAUAUGUCUAAUUUGACUUGGACCUUUAUUUAUUAGGUUCUAAGGAAUUAUGUUAUUAUUUAUUUAACUAAGAUGUUCAGUUUUGUCUUUUAAUACUUUUGGUUUAUGUAAACUAUAUGUUACAAUGUGAUGGGAUCCUUUAUAAUUUUUAUUCA
Messenger RNA from Nicotiana attenuata, 784 nucleotides. Its product is annotated as actin-depolymerizing factor 10-like. Gene Ontology annotation, biological process: actin filament depolymerization. The record is from RefSeq and is a predicted model, not a curated record. The coding region runs from base 35 to 589 and encodes 184 amino acids. Gene Ontology annotation, cellular component: actin cytoskeleton; cytoplasm. Lineage: Eukaryota; Viridiplantae; Streptophyta; Magnoliopsida; Solanales; Solanaceae. Gene Ontology annotation, molecular function: actin filament binding. The transcript is spliced from 3 exons.